UACAGCGGCCCUGAAACCGAAGGACAGCUUUUGAAUUCCUUCGUCCAGUAUUUUGGAGACAGCCUUGGGAGGAAGAUUAAAAGAAUGCCUUUAAUUGAAGAAACUGUUCUGCCUGGGGACUCCCUCCUUACUCUGCCUGUAGUAAUAAUAGGAAAUGGACCUUCCGGAAUUUGUCUGUCUUACCUGCUGUCUGGAUACAGGCCAUAUUUAUCUCCUGAAGCUAUACACCCAAACCCCAUUCUACAUACAAAAUUAGAAGCAGCUCGACAUCUUUCCAUUGUUGAUCAAGAUCUGGAGUACCUGUCUGAAGGGCUGGAAGGACGCUAAAACAACCCAGUUGCAGUGCUUUUUGAUACACUGCUUCAUCCUGAUGCUGACUUUGGGUAUGACUCCCCGCCAGUUUUGCACUGGAAGCUAGAACAACAUAAUUAUAUUCCCCAUAUAGUGCUUGGUAAAGGACCGCCGGGUGGGGCUUGGCAUUCCAUGGAAGGCUCUAUGCUAACAAUCAGUUUUGGAGACUGGAUGGAAUUGCCUGGCCUCACCUUUAAGGAGUGGGCGGCUAGCAAACGCAGAAAUAUAAAGAGUGAUCGAGUAAUGCCAGAGGAAGUAGCUUGCUACUAUAAACACUAUGUUAAAGUCAUGGGCCUCCAAAAGAAUUUCAGAGACAACGUUUACAUAACGUCAGUAUCCAGGCUUUACCGAGGAAAGGAUGAUGAAGAUAGAAGUCAACUAAAUGAAAAUAUUUCAACACAGCAUUUGGAAAUGGAAGAUGGACAGAAAUCACUGAUUAAGAGAAACUGGGAAGUCAGAGGUUAUCAGCGAGCAACAGAUGGUUCUCAUGUGCCCUUCUGCCUCUUUGCUGAGAAUGUGGCUCUCGCCACAGGAACCUUUGAUUCUCCUGGCCGACUGCAAGUUGAAGGAGAAGACUUCCCUUUUGUGCUUCAUUCCAUGUCUGACUUUGGAGCUGCUAUCAGCAAAGGGAAGUUACGUGGGAAGACAGACCCUGUGUUAAUUGUGGGUGCUGGACUUACAGCAGCUGAUGCAGUACUGUGUGCCUACAAUAACAACAUCCCAGUAAUCCAUGUGUUUCGUAGAAGAGUUACCGAUACAAGUCUGAUUUUCCAACAGCUACCUAAAAAGCUUUACCCUGAAUACCAUAAGGUCUAUCAUAUGAUGUGUACUCAGUCCCACACUGUGGACUCUAGUCUGCAUUCUGCUUACACUAGUUUCCCUGAACACAAUAUACUUUCCUUCAAGCCUGAAAUGAAAUGUGUUCUUCAGAGUGCCUCUGGACUGAAGAAAAUUUUGAAGUUUUCUGUAGCCUUAGUUCUGAUAGGUUCUCACCCAAAUCUUUUCUUUCUAAAGGACCAAGGACAUAGCAUAGGUCAUCACUCUAAUCAGCCCAUCACGUGCAAGGGGAAUCCUAUAGAGAUUGAUCCAUACACUUAUGAAUGCACUAAAGAAGCUAACCUCUUUGCUUUAGGUCCUCUGGUGGGAGACAACUUUGUACGGUUUUUAAAAGGAGGUGCAUUGGGCAUUGCACGAUGCUUGGCAAUAAGACAAAAGAAGAAACAUGAAUUGAUUGAAAGUGGGGAUGGAGGAGGUGAUGGGGUACCAUAAAUGAGACGUUAGAAACUUUCACAUACAGAGUUACAGAUGUAGUCUAACAGAACACUCACUGACAGUGAAAGUUGAUAGCAGUCACAUUUCUGUUGUAUACAAGUAACCUGCGCUUGUAUUGCUUGGUACAGGAUGCUGAUACUACAAUACUUCGCCUUUUCAAAAUACAAAAAAUUGAUCUGCUGUUACAACCGAUCUCUAUUUAACUGGAGUUACUUCCAGAUAAAACAGAACAUGAGACUAACUUUUAU
Leptosomus discolor (cuckoo roller) is the source of this 1871-nucleotide messenger RNA. Lineage: Eukaryota; Metazoa; Chordata; Aves; Leptosomiformes; Leptosomidae. The record is from RefSeq and is a predicted model, not a curated record.